Messenger RNA from Adineta ricciae, 609 nucleotides. Lineage: Eukaryota; Metazoa; Rotifera; Eurotatoria; Adinetida; Adinetidae. The record is from the annotation of a GenBank genome assembly.
AUGUCUGAUCCCAAGAAGAAGAUUGAAGGUGAAAUUGAUCGAUUCGAUGAUGUUUUCCAUGGUCAUGGCGAUGAUAUCGAUGUCAAGGAGGAUGAGAAUAUCGAUUAUGAUCGAUUCUUUUCGAAUUUUCAUAAAAAUGAUGAUACCAAUAUGGAAAAUAUUGAUUAUGAACAGUUUUUUACAGAGUUUUAUUCCAAUGAAGAACAUAGGAAAAACGAAACUAUUCCGACACAACAACAACAUCAGGUCGAUCCAAUUCAAGUAAAUGACAUUGUUACGAUUGAUUUAACUACUGAAGAACAACAUUUAUCUCAAAAACUGUCUCAGUUAUCUGCAGCUGAUGAACAGCAAAAUCAACGAAACGAAUCCACGACAGCAACAACUGAGAAAAAACGUUCGCCACUAACACCAUCAACGCCGAUAGCACCGGCGAAAAAACUGAAAGGUGACAUCAUUGAACAAACAUGUGCUAGUAGUGGAAGUAGUGACGACGUUAUGCCAGAAUAUUUAUCCGAAUCCAAUCAAACGUUUGCAACAAUAAUCGAUCCAGUGCUUCAAACAAGUGCUAGUGCAAUUCAUAUAGGAGAUCUACAACAGAUUGCUCUACUA